Messenger RNA from Maniola jurtina (meadow brown), 994 nucleotides. RefSeq names its product sericin-1-like. Lineage: Eukaryota; Metazoa; Arthropoda; Insecta; Lepidoptera; Nymphalidae. The coding region runs from base 69 to 890 and encodes 273 amino acids. The record is from RefSeq and is a predicted model, not a curated record. The transcript is spliced from 2 exons.
AGGUAUUAGUACCUAUAUAAAGGUCUCACAAACCAUAAUCAUAAGAGCAUAUCACAAUUCACAACACGAUGACGCUAUAUAAGGCAUCACUUGUUGUGGGUGUAACAGUUGCAUUCAUCGCUUUAACCCUCGGAGAAAACUAUAAAGGAGGAGUCCAGGGUUCUACCAGCCUAUCUGGAUCAAGCGGAGGCCUAGCUGGCCUAGGAGGAAGUAGCCAUGGAUCCGGAAGUAGUCAAGGAGAUUUAAGUGGAUCUGAUAAAGGUGGCUCCAGUGGUGGCCUGGCUGGCUUAGGAGGAUCUAAAAGUGGUCAAGGAUCAAGCGGUAGCUACAGUGGCUCAAGCGGAAGUCUGGGAGGUUCAACUGGAGCUGGACUAGGAGGUUCUAGUGGUAGCCAUGGAUCGAGUAGUGGUCAAGGAGGUUCAAGUGGGUCUGGAAGUCUAGGAGGUUCUGGUGGCAGUCACGGAUCUGGAAGUAGCUAUGGUAGUUCAAGUGGAAGUCUGGGAAGUUCUGGUGGAAGUCUAGGAGGUUCAGUUGGAACUGGGUUAGGAGGUUCCAGUGGUAGCCAUGGAUCGAGUAGUGGUCAAGGAGGUUCAAGUGGGUCUGGAAGUCUAGGAGGUUCUAGUGGCAGUCACGGAUCUGGAAGUAGCUAUGGUAGUUCAAGUGGAAGUCUGGGAAGUUCUGGUGGAAGUCUAGGAGAUUCAGUUGGAACUGGACUAGGAGGUUCUACUGGUAGCCAUGGAUCCAGCAGUGGUCAAGGGGGUUCAAGUGGGUCUGGAAGUCUGGGAGGUUCUGGCGGAAGUCACGGAUCUGGAAAUACUCAAGGUCUGAGCGGUAGCUACGGUGGUUCUUUGGGUCACAACAGUCAUCCCAAAUCUGUUGGAAAACAGUGAAAAUUUAAUAAACGUCUACUGAAUUAUGAUUUUAUUUUGUUGCCUUUAAUAACAGUUUUAUCACUGCAAAAAGUAAAAUAAAUAUACCAACUUACUAUGUGUUA